UCACAAGUGCUUCAGUUAGUGUGCGUGCGUGUGUGUGUGUGUGUGUGUGUAUGUGUGAUCACUCUUACUUACACUUUGUGCCUGGGAGAAAAGAGGAGCUGAUCCUUCCUGUUGGUUUGUCAGCGCAGGUAUGGAUGUUCCCGAUUCACCCCGUGGGAAUAUGGGACUGCUGAGGACCUUUGAUUCCUCCGAGUUCUGCAGCUGGGAGAAAAUCGGCUCAGGUGGAUUUGGACAAGUGUACAAAGUCCGGCACGUUCAGUGGAAAACGUGGCUGGCUAUCAAGUGCCCUCCUUGCCUUCAUGUGGAUGACAAGGAACGAUCAGAGCUGCUGGAGGAGGCCAAGAAAAUGGAAGCAGCCAAGUUCCGAUACAUCCUGCCCGUGUACGGUAUCUGCGAGGACUCCCAGGGUCUGGUUAUGGAGUACAUGGAAACGGGUUCCCUGGAAACCCUACUGGCUACAGAGCCGCUGCCCUGGGAGCUCCGCUUCCGUAUCGUCCACGAGACGGCCGUGGGGAUGAACUUCUUGCACUGCAUGAAGCCGCCCCUGCUCCACCUGGACCUGAAGCCUGCCAACAUCUUGCUGGACGCCCACUACCAUGUCAAGAUUUCAGACUUUGGCCUGGCUCGCUGGAACGGUCUGUCACGGGCAGAUGACAUCAGCAGAGACGGCUUCUGCGGCACCAUCGCCUACCUGCCGCCUGAAAGCAUCAUUGAGAAAGACCGAGUGUCCGACACCAAACAUGACAUAUACAGUUUUUCCAUUGUCAUCUGGGGCAUCCUCACUCAGAAGAAACCCUAUCAAGGAGAGAAUAACAUCUUGCAGAUCAUGGUGAAGGUGGUGAAAGGGGUGCGUCCAGAUCUUGGGUCAGUGCCGCGAAGCCGCCCUAGCGCCUGUACUGGCUUCAUGAGUCUAAUGCAACGAUGCUGGGCAACUAGUCCUGAGGCCAGACCCAGCUUCCAGGAGAUCACAUCCGAAGCUGAAGAGCUGUGCUGUAAACCUCAAGAGGAGCCCAAGACUCCGACCUUGUCAGCAUCGGAGUCGAAGCCUACUUCCUGCGACGAACUGUCCCUUCACCAGGUUAAAAACAGUAAGCCAGUACGUCCAAUCUCAGCCAUGCUGCCUGAUAAAGACUACAGUCUGUCCGAGCUGUUGACCCAGGUGGAUUCUGGGAUCUCGAGGAGCUUUGAUCGACUGAAGGAUGAUAGCUGCCACAGCAAAGAUAACACUUGCAAGAGGCUGUCUGGCAUGUCCUCUGCGGAUUCAGCCUUUUCUUCACAAGACUCGAUAACGCUCUCUUUUGAGAAGGAAAGCACCAUUGAUUCGGCUGAGCUCCACAAAAGGAAGUUAUGCGACGCGAUCAAAACCAAGGAUCUUACAAAGCUGAUGAAGAUCCUUCAGCCGCAGGAUGUUGACCUUGUCCUCGACGGAGGAGGCAGCCUCCUCCAUCACGCCAUCACCAUGGCCAAUGAGGAAGCUACCAAGUUCCUCCUGUUGAACAAUGCCAAUCCCAACCUCGCCAAUGCGCGUGGUUCCACCCCCCUCCACCUGGCCACUGAGAAGCACUUGAAGUCCCUGGCGGAACUUCUGCUCGGCCGGCGGAGCACCAAUGUGAAUGCCAAGGAUGAGGACCAGUACACGGCCUUGCACUGGGCGGCCCAGAAUGGCGACGAGGCCAUGACGCGCCUGCUGCUUGACCGCGGGGCGGCCAUCAACGAGACCGACGGUCAGGGGCGCACGCCUGCUCACGUCGCCUGCCAGCACGGCCAGGAGAAUGUCGUCCGUGUGCUGCUGAGCCGCGGCGCCGAUGUCCGAAUCAAGGGUAAGGACAACUGGACAGCGCUGCACUUUGCUGCUUGGCAGGGUCAUCUGGGAAUCGUGAAACUGCUGGUAAAGCAGGCGGGCGCGGGCGCAGACAUCGACGGCCAGACGAUGGACGGCCGCACGCCGCUGCAUUUAGCUUCCCAGAGGGGGCAGUACCGAGUGGCCCGAAUCCUCAUCGAACUGAAGGCGGACAUUCACUUGGAAACCUCUGAGUUAAACACGCCCUUGCAUGUAGCGGCAGAAACCGGUCACACCAGCACGUCCCGUCUCCUGAUCAAACACCACGCGGAUAUCCACGCCGAGAACAGCCAAGGAUUUACUCCUCUCCACUUGGCCGCCCGGAGGGGCCACCUGGCCACGGUCAAAAUGUUAAUAGAAGAGGGGGCUGAUCUUGAAAAACUCACCCGGGCCCAACGCAGCCCGUACCGUUUGGCGGCAGAGAGCGGACACUGUGCACUUCUGAAAGAACUGCUCCCUCACUGUCCAGAAGGGAGCGCUCUGUCCAAUGAGCUCAGCACGUUGCACCUGGCAGACGAGGGGGGAUACUUGCCAGAGGACCCCCGGGACUUAAUUAGCGACAGCUUGGCGCCGCCUGAGCCCGAGCGGCCACCAGAGGCAAAGUCACUCCAGAGGAGGGUCGUCAUUCUCAAACUGACUGAGCACAAAGGCAGUCCGCAGGCGACUACCUCACUGUGUGCACCAGCUUUGUGCUAACGGGAGCAAAGACACUGCUGAAACUGUAAAAAAACAUUUUAAAAUGUAUUUGAAUUAACUGCUGGUGCCCAUCUGGUGCUUAACAGUUGGGUAAUCAAUGGAGUAGAAUAUGCUAAACACCUGCUGUUGGCAUUUUAUCACGCUUAGAAAAGCUUCCAUGUAAAUAUGUUUAUUUAUGAUAACAUUUAGAAUUUUACUUUUGUACCCACUUUUUUACUGCGUACGCACAUUUGGUGAGAUGUAAUUCUGAUAUGGAAGCACAGAUUUGUAGAGUAGGUACCUUUUAAGUCUUGUAUCGUGGAACACAAACCUUUUGUUGUUGUUGUGUUAGAGGCAUUAUGGAUUUUAAGGUUUGAAAAUUUUCUGUGCCUGUUACAUAUCAGUGCUACAUCAAGGAAGCCAUUAAAAAAACCUUUAACCUUCA
Messenger RNA from Phyllopteryx taeniolatus (common seadragon), 2960 nucleotides. RefSeq names its product receptor-interacting serine-threonine kinase 4 (gene ripk4). The record is from RefSeq and is a predicted model, not a curated record. Lineage: Eukaryota; Metazoa; Chordata; Actinopteri; Syngnathiformes; Syngnathidae. Gene Ontology annotation, cellular component: cytoplasm. Gene Ontology annotation, biological process: protein phosphorylation. The coding region runs from base 131 to 2536 and encodes 801 amino acids. Gene Ontology annotation, molecular function: protein binding; ATP binding; protein kinase activity. The transcript has 8 exons.